Messenger RNA from Tympanuchus pallidicinctus (lesser prairie-chicken), 2002 nucleotides. It is a transcript of the gene UBE2D3, whose product is annotated as ubiquitin conjugating enzyme E2 D3. Bases 223 to 669 code for a protein of 148 amino acids. The record is from RefSeq and is a predicted model, not a curated record. The transcript is spliced from 8 exons. Gene Ontology annotation, molecular function: ubiquitin conjugating enzyme activity. Gene Ontology annotation, biological process: ubiquitin-dependent protein catabolic process; protein K11-linked ubiquitination. NCBI's taxonomy places the organism in Eukaryota, Metazoa, Chordata, Aves, Galliformes, Phasianidae. Gene Ontology annotation, cellular component: nucleus.
CCGGCCGGAGGUCUCCGCUGGCCGCCACUCUCCGCUCGGGCGCCCCCCCCGGUAGCUUCCGCAGGAAGGAGCGGCGCGGCUGCCCCCUCCCCCUCCCCGCCUUCCUUCUCCUCCUCCUCCUCCUCCUCCUCGCGCCCUCCUCCCGGCCCCCCCGCAGCGCGAGCGGAGCGCGGAGUCACCGCGGCGCACAGACGGCCCCGGCGGCGGCGGCAUUCGCACACAAUGGCGCUGAAACGCAUCAACAAGGAACUUAGUGACUUAGCUCGUGAUCCUCCAGCACAGUGUUCAGCAGGUCCUGUUGGAGAUGACAUGUUUCAUUGGCAAGCCACAAUUAUGGGACCUAAUGACAGUCCAUAUCAGGGUGGUGUAUUCUUCUUGACAAUUCACUUUCCUACAGACUACCCUUUCAAACCACCGAAGGUUGCGUUUACAACAAGAAUCUAUCAUCCAAAUAUUAACAGUAAUGGCAGCAUUUGUCUCGAUAUUCUAAGAUCACAAUGGUCUCCUGCUUUAACUAUUUCUAAAGUUCUCUUAUCCAUUUGUUCACUGUUAUGUGAUCCAAAUCCAGAUGACCCUCUAGUGCCAGAGAUUGCACGUAUCUAUAAAACAGACAGAGACAAGUACAAUAGGUUAGCAAGAGAGUGGACAGAGAAAUACGCUAUGCUGUAGGGUACAACAGAAUAUCUCGGGAAUGGACUCAGAAGUAUGCCAUGUGAUGCUACCUUAAAGUCAGAAUAACCUGCAUUAUAGCUGGAAUAAACUUUAAAUUACUGUUCCUUUUUUGAUUUUCUUAUCCGGCUGCUCCCCUAUCAGACCUCAUCUUUUUUAUUUUUUUGUUUACCUCCUUCCAUUCAUGCACAUGCUCAUCUGAGAAGACUUUAGUUCUUCCAGCUUUGGACAAUAACUGCUUUUAGAAUCUGUAAAGUAGUUACACAAGAACAAUUGCCCAAGAUUCAGAUUUUUUUUUUUUAAUGGAGCAUGUGUAUUAUGUGGCCAAUGUCUUCAUUCUAACUUGGUUAUGAGAUUAAAAAAAUACAUUCCUCAUUGCUCUAACAGAUACUGAAGAUACCACCUGAAAGGGGUGAGAGGAGAUGGAUGUUCAGUUUUCUCCCAUCAAAGAAGUAACAUUGCUGUAGCAACAUCCAUCUUGUUACAAACCUAGUGUUAGAGAACUGAGGUUUUAUUAUAUACAUUUGCUCAUAACUGAUAUGUCUGGAGAAUUGGUACUGAAUCUAUAGCAUCAGCAGAACAGAAAAUGUGAUGUAUCUUAUGCAUGUCAAUAAAGGAAUGACCAGUUCUUGUUUUACAGAGAAUGGAAAUUGGAAGUCAAACAUCCCUUGUAUUCCAAAAUAGGGUCUAAGAACAUUUUUGUAAUUCAUUUAAAUUUUGUUAGGAGGCUUGGAGCUAUUAGUUAAUCUGUCUUCCAAAACACUGUUUAAUAUAGCACUGAAUAAAUGAUGCAAGUUGUAAAUGGAUGAGUGAUCAACUAAUAGCUCUACUAGUAACUGAUUUAUUUUCUUCAAUAAAGUUGCAUAAACCAAUGAGUUAGCUGCCUGGAUUAAUCAAUAUGGGAAACAAAAUCUUUUGUAAAAGCAAAGCUGGUUUUUGUAUAUACUGUUGGGAUUUGCCUCAUUGUUUAACAUCAAAUAAUGAUGUGAAGUUCAAUAGAGUGAAUCUUUUGCCAUUUUCAGUUAUAAUGCUCAGUCUUUUGCAGGUUGACACAUUGUUCGGCCUGAUGUAUGCAGAAUUAAUAAGCUAACAUAGUAGUGUAGCCUUAGUAGUGUGCUACACGUGGUGCUGGGAGCCCAGCGUUCAAGGAUGGACUUGGGACCCAGCAGGUCUGAAGUGGUGUAUUGUGGAGAUGCUUCCUGAUGCACCUGUGUUUGCUGACUGAGAACCUUUUUCUUCACCUUGUACGCUUGACAGCUGAAAGAUCUUAAUAUGGGAGUAAUCAUGAGGCAAAAAUAUAAAAUAAAGUACUGUUUUGAUGUGGGAAUUGUCA